This is a messenger RNA of Striga hermonthica, 1470 nucleotides long. The record is from the annotation of a GenBank genome assembly. Lineage: Eukaryota; Viridiplantae; Streptophyta; Magnoliopsida; Lamiales; Orobanchaceae.
AUGCAGAAUCCUGAAGUUCGGCCGUUGGCCGAGCAAACUCCCGAAGGCCUCCAAAAGCUGCUCCCAGAAAUACCACUCUGGAUAAAAAAUCCUGAUUACGAUCGGCUCGAUUGGCUAAACAAAUUCGUCGAGUAUAUGUGGCCUUACUUAGAUAAGGCAAUAUGCAAGACGGCAAAGCAAAUAGCACAGCCCAUUAUAGACGAGCAAAUUCCGAAAUACAAAAUCGACUCGGUAGAAUUUGAAGAACUUACUUUGGGAAGCCUGCCGCCUACUUUUCAAGGAUUAAAAGUAUACAACACUGAGGAGAAAGAAUUGAUAAUGGAAUUAGGAUUGAAGUGGGCAGGUAAUCCUAAUGUACUUGUUGCUGCUAAGGCCUUUGGAUUGAAAGCUACUGUACAGGUUCUUGAACUGCAAGUGUUUGCAUCUCCGCGUAUCACUCUAAAGCCUCUGGUCCCGAGCUUUCCCUGUUUCGUAAAUAUACAUGUUUCUCUCAUGGAAAAGCCUCAUGUCGAUUUUGGAGUGAAGUUAUUAGGGGCUGACCUUAUGUCGAUUCCCGGUGCAUACAGAAUCGUACAGGAAAUUAUAAAGGAUCAGGUAGCAAACAUGUAUUUAUGGCCAAAAAGAUUAGAAGUCCAAAUAAUGGAUCCUACAAAGGCAAUGAAGAAACCAGUUGGGAUUCUAAAUGUGAUUGUUGUGAGGGCAAUUAAGCUAAAAAAGAAGGAUCUUUUAGGGGCAUCUGACCCUUAUGUGAAGCUAAAACUCUUAGACGAUGACCUCUCAACCAAAAAAACUACUGUCAAACAUAGCAAUUUGAAUCCCGAAUGGAAUGAAGAGUUUAGUUUUGUCGUUAAGGACCCCGAAACCCAAGUUUUGAGCUUUCAAGUGUAUGACUGGGAACAGGUCGGGUCGCAUGACAAGAUGGGCUUGAAUGUGAUCCAGUUAAAGGACCUAACUCCAGAGGAGCAAAGGACCGUGACACUCGAUCUCUUGAAAAAUUUGAACCCUGAUGAUGCUCAAAAUGAGAAGUCCCGAGGCCAGCUUGUGGUUGAGGUCAACUACAAACCAUUUAAGGAAAAUGAAAUGCCGAGCAAUCUUGAAAGGGUCGGUGAAGUCCAGAAGGCUCCGGAAGGAACACCCGAGGGUGGUGGUCUACUUGUAGUUUUAGUGCAUGAAGCUCAGGAUUUGGAGGGAAAAUACCAUACUAACCCAUCCGUACGUAUCAACUUUAGAGGAGAGGAGAAGAAAACUAAGUUCGUACUGGACGAGCCGCCUUCUAAUGAUAGAAUUCAUGUUGAGGUUGUGAGUACUUCUAAACGUAUGGGUUUACGGCAACCUAAGGAAAAUCUUGGUUAUGUGGACAUAUACCUAGCGGAUGUUGUCAACAACAAGCGGAUUAACGAGAGGUACCACCUUAUCGACUCGAAGAACGGUAGGAUUCAGAUUGAGCUGCAAUGGAGAAGUGCAGCUUGA